Molecule: messenger RNA, 648 nt
Organism: Cylindrotheca closterium
Lineage: Eukaryota; Bacillariophyta; Bacillariophyceae; Bacillariales; Bacillariaceae
Source: the annotation of a GenBank genome assembly
GAACUUGCUCAUGAUGAGUGGAAGAUUUCAGAACUCUGGACAUGGUUCCAAUGGAAGAAAUGCUGGACAAAACAGAUCGCAGCAAGGCAAGGCAUUGAUGAAGCCAUCGACUUCCUUGAUGGCUUUGGGUCCGACCCACUUGAUGUCGCCGAAGCUAAGUUGGAAUUCGAUAUGGAAAUGGCAGAUGCAAAAGAUAUCGAUGAUGGAGCUACAGUAGCAGGCGCCAUGGACGAGUUACUUGAGAAGGAUAGCCAAUUGGAAGCGGCAAUCACUGAAAUUGAGUUUAAGGAGAAUCUUUUGGUUGAGAAGAGUAGCGCUUUGGAAGCUGAACGACUUUGGUCUGAAUCCCUGGCCAACGAACUUGCGGCUCUGUGCCUCCUGCAACAGACUAUUUCGAGCCAAGAGGCGCAGCCGGCUUUGCCUCCCCAACCUACAGCCACGGUUUCCUUUCCCCAGGACAGGUCAGAGUCAGCAGCGGCCGAUUCUGCCGCGAAGGAGCCAACUUUGCCGGCUACUCCAGCGCGAGCAGCCAAGUCAAGUCCGCUCACGGCAUCCCUGCCGAGUUCGCCACCUAGGGCUACUACGGCCAUCGCCAACCAACUCCGCCUCGAGACACCACCACUGCUGCUUCUCGGAGGGAACUUGUGA